This is a messenger RNA of Rhodotorula graminis WP1, 4122 nucleotides long. RefSeq lists its product as uncharacterized. Lineage: Eukaryota; Fungi; Basidiomycota; Microbotryomycetes; Sporidiobolales; Sporidiobolaceae. The transcript has 6 exons. The coding region runs from base 1 to 4122 and encodes 1373 amino acids. The record is from RefSeq and is a predicted model, not a curated record.
AUGACGUCCAGCAACAAACCCGCCAACCGCCUGGCCGGCCUCCCGCGCAUCCCCAAGGUCGCAAAGAAGGGCAAGAAGCCCAAGCGCCCGCCCUCGCCGGCCAAGCCCAAACCCGCUCCGCUCCCUUCUCUCCCCAUCACCCUCUCGGACGACGACACGCUCUCCGAGCCCCUCUCGUCUUCGUCGUCGUCCGAGGACGAGGCGCCCAAGCCCAAGGCGACCAAGGCGACCAAGGCGACCAAGGCGACCAAGGCGCCCAAGGCGGCACAGCCGCCGCCGUCGGCCGCAGCCGUCUUCCUCGGCGGUCCGGGCGGCCUGCCAGCCCUCCCGGCCCUGCCUGCGCUCCCUGCGCUCCCCGCCCUCCCUCCUUUACCUAAACUCGGCUCCGCCUCGCCAGCACCACCAGGCUCGCGGCGACCACCUCCACCACCUCCUCCCCCUCCUCCCAAACCCGUCGCACCCGCACCCGCGCCCGUCGCCUCGACCUCUGCGCCCUCGCCUGUGCCCUCGCCCGCCGUCGCACCCAAGCCUUCCUCCUCUACCACCUCGACUACGACCAAGCCCCCGACCGCCCCUCGUCCUCGCGGCCGGCCCCGCAAAGACGGCCAGCCCCCGUCGAGCUCGUCGGCGCCGCCCAAGCCGCCCAAGCCCUCGCGCGCCGCCUCGCCCCUCGAGGCGCCGUACGUCCCGCACACGGCCGGCGCCUCGCGCACCGGCUCGCCGAGCGGCGCGAGCGCACAAGCCGGCGCGGCGGCGGCGGGCUCGGGCGCAGGGCGCAUGAGCCUGCGGCAGGUGCUCGCGCUGUCGCUCGCCGAGGCGAGCGAGGCCGAGGCGCGCCGGUCCGAGACGAGCCGCGAGAACUCGCCCGACGCGACAGAGCUCAGCAGGCGGUCGGCGGGGCUCGCGGCGGCGCAGCGGCAGCAGCAGCAGCGCGACAAGGCGGCCGCGCGCGCGCAGGCCGAGGCCGAGGGCAAGGGCAAGGGCAACGGCAAGGGCAAGGAGCGCCUGAGCGACGUGAGCGAGCUCGAGCUCGACGACGCCGACGACGAGUCGGAGCUGAGCAGCCUGAGCGACCCGGACGAGGACGCGGCGAUGGACCAGGGCGGCGCCGGCGGACUCGGCCGCGAGCUUGAGAAGGCCGAGGAGCGCGUCAUGCGCGCCGAGCUCGACCGCCGUCGAGGGCGCAAGGGCCGCGACGAGGGAUCUGACGCGAUGCUCGUCGACGGCGGGAGCGAGGCGGACGAGGGGGACGAGGACGAGGAGGAGACGGACGAGGACGAGGACGGGCUCGCCGUCGCGUGGGACCGCAACGUGCAGGCGAUGGAGCGCAUCCGCCGCCGUCGUGCGUCGGGAGGCGCAGGUGCGGCGGCAGCUGCAGCGGCAGCGGCGGCGGCCGACGUGUCGCUCGAGGGCGUGUCGGCCACGCUCGACGACGACGGCGACGACUCGGACCUGGCGGUGACCGAGGUCCCGCCCGGCAACGGCUUCGGCGUCGUCACGUGGAGCGACUACGAGUUCGACGAGGAGGACGACGACGACGAGGACGAGGUCGACGAGGACCAGCUCGCCGCUGCACUCGCGGCCUCGACCGCCGCCGCCGGCGGACCCGACCUGCCCAACGUCGACACGCCGCUCGCCCUUAACGACGACGACGACAACGACGACGACAACAUCGCCGGCUCGUUCGAGGACGAGCUCGAGCAGCUCUUUGCCCUGUCCGAGGCCGUCGUCGGCCCGAUCCAGCACGACUCGGUCGACCUCGGCGACAUGUGGCUCGCCGCCCUCACCGACGUCGACGCCGACGACUACGACAGCCAGGCCGACGACUACGACGACGCGUCGGGCAGCGGCACCGACGACGUCGACGCCGAGAUGAUGUUCGGCCCGAGCGGCGAGCUCACGCGCCUGUUCGGCCGGGGCAAGAAGCGCCGUCGCCCUGUCCAGGAGUCGAGCGCGGGCGAGUCGGACGACCAGGACGACGGCGACGCGACCGACUCGGACGUGUCGAUCGCCGACUUGGGCGGCGACGACGACCUCGACCUCGUGCGGCUCGGCGCAGCGCUCGACGACGCCGACCGGCGCAAGCGCGCGCGCACCGGCGGCGAGGACGGUACGGCGGCGACGAUCGAGGACGACGACGAGACGAUGAGCGAGUCGGUCACCGAGGACGAGCAGACCGACUCGUCGUGCUCCGACACCGACAUCUACCGGUACGCGCCUCGCACCGGCGCCCUGUCGGCCGUCCAGGCGCCUACGACGGCCGACCUCGCGUCGCUCAACGCCGACACGCCCGAGCCGCCGCAGCCGGCCCCGUCGUCCAAGGCCGCCGCCGCCGCCGCCAAGCGCAAGGGCAAGAGCAAGGCGGGCCUGCCCGCCAUCCCCGAGAACGGCUCGUCGCGCGCGCACCCACCUCGUCCUCCUGUCUCGAGCGCUCCCGCCGCCGCCGCCGCCGCCGCCACCGCCGCCCGUGUCGCCGUUCCGACCAUCCGCAAGCCGCAUCCUGCCCGGCGCGGCCCGGUCAUGGGCUCUUUCGAGCCGUCGGCGCCCAAGGCCGACGACGACAAGAACGCGAGCGGCCUCAAGGUCGUCGUCAUCGACGACAGCGGCGUCCCGGCGCCGAGCCCGUUCGCUGUCCAGAAGAAGCCGCGGCGACGAGUUUACGACUCGACCCCGUCUCGCCGCAGCCGAGCCAACUCGCGCGUGUCGACCACCUCGGGCACGUCUGGCGCCGAGUCGGCCGCCGACAACUCGAAUGUGGGCUCGCCCGUACUCGCCAACGUCGACUUUGACUUUCUCAACGAGUCGCUCCUCGAGGAGGACAGCCUCGAGGCCGACGCGGUCGCGUCGUCGUCCGACUCGGACGCCGACGGCGCAGCGACCGACGGCGCGACGCCCAAGCCCGGCUCGGCCCUGUCCGACUUUUCGCGGUGGAGCCGCAUCCCGAUCGGCGCGUUCCGCUCGCGCACGAUGAGCAUGGGCGGCGGCGGCAGCUCGGCGCCGUCGCAGGUCUUUGCGGCCGCCGCCGCGUCCGAGAAGGGCGGCCGCAAGAAGCAGAGCAAGAAGCCGGGCAAGGCGGUCCCGACGUCGAUCCUGCGCGACUACAAGGCUGCGCACACGCUCAACCACACGCUCGGCUCGCCCGGACACGCGGCGUCGACGAGCAAGCGCUCGAUCACGUCGCGCAUGUUGACGUCGCCUGUCCUCGCGCCGGUCAAGCGCACGGGCGGCUCGUCCACCUCGCGACCUGGCAAGGCCGCAUCGUCGUCGGCCGCCAACGGCGCCGCCAAGAAGGCCAAGCGCGGCAAGCGGGCGCAGACGCCGGCUGGCUCGGCGCGCUCAAAGAGCCCGGCCUCGCGCUCGUCCCGCUCGAGGCAGGCGAGCAACGCCGGCGCCGGCCCAUCGUCGGCCACCGCCUCGACCUCGACGCUCGCCGCGCCGACGGCCAACCUCCCUCCCCUGCACUCGCCCCUCUUCCGCACCCAGGGCUUGCCCGACGACAUCCUCGUCGCCCUCGCCUGCGCCCUCGUGGUCGCCUCGCCCCUUCCUCAAGUCGCCGACACGCCCGUCUCGACCCUCUCGAUCAAUCCGGCCGCGCCGUCGCCCGACGUGUCGUCGUCGAACGAGACGUCGUCCAACACGACCAACCCGGGCGCCAACCUGUCGCAGCUCCUCGGCAACCUCAACGAGCUCCAGUCGCAGAACGGCGCCGGCGCCGACGCUGUCGACGCCGAGUCCAACCCGUCGCCGGCGUUCAGCAACUUUGGCGGCGACUCGCCGGCGGACCAAGGUCAAGGCGGCGGCGCGGCUCCUCUCGGCGGCCUACUCGCGUCGAUCAAGCAGGCGACCGAUAUGACGAGCGGCAUGAGCCUCGAGGGCAGUGCGGGCGGGCCGACGCAGACGAGCGCGCAGGUCCUCGCCGUCGAGACGACGACGGCUGCGCCCGAGGUCGCCACUUCUGCUUCGAUCACCGAUCCUGCUGUCCUCGCCGCCGCUACCGCGACUGCCGCUGCGUCCGCCAUCGAGACCCCGUCGACUUUCGACCUCAACAACUUCCUCGCCGGCGCCAGCUUCCCCGCGCAGGCGACGACGGCGAUCGCGGGCCUGGGUGCGAGCGCUGCCUGA